GCUCAGUAUAUAAAGCGGCACAACGACGGAAGGAGGACGGCUGGGGAGUCGCAGCCCGGGAUUGUAAAUAAGACCGUUGUAACUGUGUUUUAUUUGCAAAAGUAAUGCCGGCUGUUUGAAAAAGAUCGUUCCCAGUUGUUUUAAUUCGCUUUUGGUAAUUUUUUGGGCUCUGUUUCUCGCUUAUUUCCGCGUGGUUUCUAGACUACGCGUAUAAUGGCGAGCUCGGCUAACUCGAAUCCAGUGCCUAAACUUUACAAGUCUGUGAUUGAGGAUGUGAUCAACGAGGUGCGGGAGCUGUUCCUAGACGAGGGAGUAGAUGAACAAGUGCUGCUGGAGCUGAAGACGCUGUGGGAGAAUAAACUGUUGCAAUCCAAAGCCGUGGAUGGGUUCCACACUGAGGAGCAGGCAGCCCUGCAGGCCACCCAGCAGCAACAGCAGCAGCAGCAGGUUCAGCAGGUCCAACAGAUCCAGCAACUCACCCAGCCCGCACAGACCCAGCAGGUUCUCCUGCCAACCCAACAGCAGCAAGCUCCCCAGCAGCAAGUCAUUGUGCAGGAUUCAAAGAUUCUGCAGCACAUGAGUGCAACAGGGAUGAGUGCAGCAGCUACCGCAGCAACCCUCGCUUUACCCACAGGGGUCACCCCGUACCAACAGCUCAUCACCAGCCAAGGUCAGAUCCUGCAGGUGGUCCGAGCUCCCAACGGGACUCAGUACAUCAUCCCACAGCCCCAGCAGCAGAUUCUCCUGCAGCAGCAGAUGCAGCCUGGUGGCGUGCAGGCGCCAGUCAUACAGCAGGUCUUGGCUCCCCUCCAGGGAGGGCUGCCUCCGCAAACCGGAGUCAUCAUCCAGCCCCAGCAAAUCGUCUUAACGCCUUCUUCAGGAAACAAAGUCCACGGCAAUACACAGGUGAUGCAGGCGGCGGCAGCUAUGGCGUCACAGCCGGGCCAAGCAGCAGCUCAGGUGCAGCAGGCCCAGGGUCCAGCUGCACUACAGGCGGCGCCGCAGCCUCAGGCUCAACAGCAGGCCCAGCCUCAGGCACCGCAGCCUCCCAUGAUGCUUCAGGUCGACGGAGCAGGAGACACUUCCUCAGAAGACGACGAGGACGAAGAGGAAGAGUAUGAUGAAGACGAGGAGGAGGAGAAGGACAAAGAUGGGGGAGAGGACGGGCAGGUGGAGGAGAAGUCGCUGAACAGUGACGAUGAUGUUAGCGAUGAAGAGGACCAGGAGCUGUUUGAUACAGAAAACGUUGUGGUGUGCCAGUACGACAAGAUCCACAGAAGUAAGAACAAAUGGAAAUUCCACCUGAAGGACGGGAUCAUGAAUCUGAAUGGGAGAGACUUUGUCUUCUCCAAAGCCAUCGGGGACGCUGAAUGGUGAAGCAGAGGAGAGAAAAAAAACAACAAAAGAACAGGAGCAGGAACUCUGUAACUCCUUCUGUCCAGUUAACAGACGCUUCAAUAUUCUUCCAUAUCCUGUGACUGGAUCGAUUUCAGGUAACCUCUUCAGAGUCUAUGAGAACUCUGCCGAUCCCAAAA
Messenger RNA from Thalassophryne amazonica, 1535 nucleotides. It is a transcript of the gene gtf2a1, whose product is annotated as general transcription factor IIA, 1. The coding region runs from base 214 to 1377 and encodes 387 amino acids. Gene Ontology annotation, biological process: transcription initiation at RNA polymerase II promoter; transcription by RNA polymerase II. The record is from RefSeq and is a predicted model, not a curated record. Gene Ontology annotation, cellular component: transcription factor TFIIA complex. The transcript is spliced from 10 exons. Lineage: Eukaryota; Metazoa; Chordata; Actinopteri; Batrachoidiformes; Batrachoididae.